Messenger RNA from Lingula anatina, 1738 nucleotides. RefSeq names its product adhesion G protein-coupled receptor L1. NCBI's taxonomy places the organism in Eukaryota, Metazoa, Brachiopoda, Lingulata, Lingulida, Lingulidae. Gene Ontology annotation, biological process: G protein-coupled receptor signaling pathway; cell surface receptor signaling pathway. Gene Ontology annotation, molecular function: carbohydrate binding; G protein-coupled receptor activity. The record is from RefSeq and is a predicted model, not a curated record. Gene Ontology annotation, cellular component: plasma membrane.
AUGUGGUGUGUUCACACUUGUGCUGGUCCCAUACUACACCCAUCAUGUGGUGUGUUCACACUUGUGCUGGUCCCAUACUACACCCAUCAUGUGUGCAGAACAGGGACAGCCUUGGGCUAUGAAAUGCCCUUCAUCACAGCCCACGCCUGCGAGGGUUCCUACUUGGACCUGAAGUGUUCGAAUGAGACCCUGGUGCUGCACAUUAUACGGGCCAACUAUGGCCGCUUGUCCAACUCAGUGUGUAAUGAGGAAGGCAAGGCCUACAGUACUGACUGUUUGUCUCCAAGAGCAGUGAGAAUAGUCCGGCAAAGGUGUUACCGGAACAAUUGCAGUGUUCCAGCUUCUAAUGUCAUUUUUAGUGACCCUUGUUCUGAUACACUUAAAUAUUUGGAGGUUGAAUACCAGUGUAUCUUAGCAGGAAAUAUCCUGUUUCUUGCAGCACUGUAUUGGCUUCUAAUGGGAUGCAAAAUCACAAACUUUGGAGACAGAUUUCCUAACUUUGUAUCCUUUUUUCUUGACACAUUUAAUCAGUUCCAUGCUGUAAAUUUGAGCCAAUCUUUGCUACUGUUGAGUCAGACUUACGUAUUUUACAUCAAUUAAAAAUGUCAUCUAGACAUAAAUCCCAAUUUUUUUCACAACUGUAGCACAAGUAUAUUCAUGCCAAAAUUGAGAAACACAUUGCUAAAGGAAAUUGUCAAUAAGUUUGACAUGAAAACGUAUAUCCAUAGAUAUGCUUAUUAUGUGAUACUCUCUAUGGGGAAGUAAAAGUGAGUGAAAACUGUGUGUGGGAGAAAUGAGUGGAAAGUUUUACAUUAUUAAUUCUGUGGCAUUAGUGACACCAUAUGUCACACUAGACAUGGGAAUGCUGCCAAGUUGUUGUGGAGCCAUGGUGGUCUGGUGGUCACAAAAAAAAAAAAAAUGUCAUCCCAUCACCCACAGACCAGUCACGGGCAUGGUCAGUGACCACCAAUGGUCAAAAAAGCACCUCAAGACCAGUUGGUUAGAGUAGCCAUUGAUAGUGUUGUGUCUGUCACGUCAGAGUGAGUGUAAAUCUUUCUCAAGUGGCAGUCUGUGGACUGCCUGUCAAUAUUGUGAACCAAAUGAUCCCUUUGACCAACUGACUUACUCUAAUGGUCAUUAACAUAAGUCCCACUGGUCAGUCCAGUGCCAAAUUGUGAUGGGGAUGACCACCUGUAUUUAAUGCUACCUUUAUGGCUAGUGCUUGCACCUCGGUUGCCAGCUCAAAAUUCAAAACCUAAUUGUCAGUUGGUUUUUCUUAACAAACUGACCACACACUGACCACCUGUAAUGAAGGCCAUUUUAGUCUCAGGUGGUCAGAUUUUGAUUAUCCUGUGGUCAAAGCAACCUAAUGGAAGGGAAUAUGUACACAAUGCCCUCCGAUAAUAUAACAGUUCAGUAUGUUUUGACCAAUAUUGGUUUGCAGCACCUUUUGCACUACUUAACUUCACCCAGCCAGACUUCUACGAAUAAUAAUCACAAGCCACAGGCAUUGGCAGGUUGCUGUUAUCUUAGAAGGAAUAAAUCAGAGACAAAAUAAAUGUACUCCAUAUGAGGUGGGUCAGCUGAAAGUGUUUGUGUGGGGAUAUUAUUUCUCACUUACAGGAUGUUAUGCUGUGAGGGUAAAUUAUGGUGGAAAUGAUACAACAUUAAGGUUCCUAUUAUAUACUGGGGGAGCUCUGUGUCUGGCUGGCUGUAUAUUUGGUGUCAAAUUUUUCGA